AUAGACAUUAGUAAAGUUUUGAACAUGUUUCGUUUUGUAGCCUUGUUCGCUGUGGUCAGCUUGGCCUAUGGCGCCACCCUGCCCGAUGAUUUGGAUGGACGCAUUGUGAAUGGUGUGGACACCACCAUUAGCGAGCAUCCCUAUCAGGUAUCCAUACAAACUUUGAGUGGUGGACACUUCUGCGGUGGCAGUAUUAUCAAUGAGGACACCAUUGUAACGGCUGCACAUUGCUUGCAAUCGUAUACUGCUAAACAGAUGCAAGUGCGUUUGGGCUCAACCAAUUACAAACUUGGCGGUGAACUUGUUGCUGUACGUGCAUUUGCUUUCCACCCAGGCUACAAUAGCAAGACAAUGGUGAACGAUGUGGGUUUGUUGAAAUUGGCCACACCAGUAGCGGAGUCUGCGAAUAUACGUUACAUUAAGUUGGCACAAAGCACACCGGCCACCGGUACACCAGCUGCUGUUACCGGUUGGGGUACUAAAUGUUAUCUGACCUGCCUGACUUUGCCAACAACCUUGCAAUUAGUUGAAGUUGAUAUUGUUGAUGUAGCAGAUUGUGCCUCCAGUACCUACAAGUAUGGUUCGGAGGUUAAGGACACAAUGGUUUGUGCGUAUGCUGUGUCAAAGGAUGCCUGUCAAGGUGAUUCUGGUGGUCCAUUAGUGGCUGAGAACCAAUUGGUUGGUGUUGUGUCCUGGGGUAGAGGUUGCGCUAGAGAGGGUUACCCAGGCGUGUACUCUGAUGUGGCAUCACUGUACUCAUGGAUCGUGGAUGCCGAGGCCACACUUUAAGGCUUUUGUUCAAUUAAUGCAGUAAAUAUUGAUACAAAUAAUAAAAAAGAUUUUUAGCGAAAAAAUA
Messenger RNA from Ceratitis capitata (Mediterranean fruit fly), 856 nucleotides. RefSeq names its product trypsin. Lineage: Eukaryota; Metazoa; Arthropoda; Insecta; Diptera; Tephritidae. Bases 25 to 789 code for a protein of 254 amino acids. The record is from RefSeq and is a predicted model, not a curated record. Gene Ontology annotation, biological process: proteolysis. The transcript has a single exon. Gene Ontology annotation, molecular function: serine-type endopeptidase activity.